Molecule: messenger RNA, 1674 nt
Organism: Exaiptasia diaphana
Lineage: Eukaryota; Metazoa; Cnidaria; Anthozoa; Actiniaria; Aiptasiidae
Product: androgen-induced gene 1 protein
Exons: 1
Coding region: 471-1331 (286 amino acids)
Cellular component (GO): membrane; endomembrane system
Source: RefSeq, a predicted model, not a curated record
CUUUCGCUUUUCAGCCACAACAAAAGAUCCCCAAAGCGUAUUUCACUUCAGGGGUUUCAGUUUUGUCUCAGGCUGCAACUGAGCAACAUAUCUUGGCCAAUUUUGGCAAUAGUCACUGUUCUGUUUUCAGGUAAGUAGAACUACGCCUAGCAGCAAAUGCGUCACAAGUGCUUCAGCCCUUCCUUGGUGUGAACAAGAUGGCGUGCAUGGUGUUUUAGCUUGAUAAAAUCGUCCGUGAUAUCAGUAUCAAAGUCAAGUUUAUCGAGGUGGAUGGGAUUCGUUUCACAUGCGUAACUGAGUGUCCGGACAGCACUUUAUGUAAGACACCAUUAUGCGGGUCGAGUCUUACAUGAAGUACUAUAAGCGAAUAUCCUCACAGCAUAGUUAUAACUAUGCUCACAGCUUUAAAAUGCUUCAGACGGUCUGAAAAUGCUUGUAAUAAUUUACUUAUCUCAUCUAACUUAAAAUAAAUGAGCCAAAAUACAUGUAAUGAACUUCCUUUGACAAAAAAAAAACUCGACUCGCACAAAAUAGAAAGGUCCACACGCGACGCAGGUUCAUGCAGGUUGCUGCAUGAUAUCCACGAGUUCAAGAUGUCAUGGAAUGGGGUUCCUGUGGCAAAGGCAACUGCAGGACGAACUAUGGCGACCAGUGUGUUUCCGCGUUUGCUGUUUCGCUAUGUUUUUUGCUUAGUUCAUUUAAUUGGUAUCAGUUAUCACUGUAUAGAGAUGGAUCUAGACGCCUAUAGAGUGUUUGGCGGGAGGUUCAAGUUUCUAACUUUUCUUAAUAUGAUACUACAAUGGAUUUAUUUCACAUCUGCAGCUGUAACCGAUUUUCAUACUUUGGUCAAGAAACGAAAGAGCGAGGUGAUGGCUUAUUUAUGUGAUAUACUUUUCGCAACCUGGGUAUUUCCCGUUGGACUUGCCGUAAGUCUUUUGUUCUGGGCUCUCUAUCUGAUGGAUCCAUAUUCAUGCCAAAAUGAGAGAGAAGCUAACCUAAUUCCAACAUGGUUGAACCAAUACAUGCACACGCUACCAGGCAUCGCAGUCCUCUUGGAAGUUUUACUUUUCAAACACGAAUAUCCUAGCAAGUCUACAGGAAUAAGGGGUGUUUUAGGCUUUGGAAUUAUGUACACUAUAUGGAUAUUUCUGAUAGCAUAUUAUGCAGAGUUUUGGGUCUAUCCUUUUUUGGAGAAAAUGAGUUUACCAUGGAUUGUGUGCUUCUUUGGAUGCGCGUUUGUUUUGCUGGUCUUACUUUACCUGUUGGGUGAUUGGCUGGCUCAGGAAAAACAACCUGCUGCAUUUCAACAUAAUCUCAAGAAAGAAAACUAGUUUUGUUGAGUCCUUGUAAGAAUAUAACCCAAACAGAAAUUCUACAAUACAUUUCAAAAAUACCCACUUAUAUAUUUAGUUUACAUGUAAUGACUGUUUUGUUUGACGUCUUAACAUCUUGAAGUAGAAAACGUUAUUUUAAUUAGCACAUUUUUAAAAUGCAUUAUGAUGUUCAAAUUUUGUGAUUUAUGUAAUCUGAAACUACUUUUUAAUCUACCAGCACACAAAUUACUUAAUUUAUAUUUCAUAUAGUAUCAUAUGUAAUUACCAGUAUUGUAAUUUAAGUACCUACUUGAGUGCACUUAAUAUUAUGAGUCAAAAUAAACACAGUGAAUCCCAAAAA